Molecule: messenger RNA, 3399 nt
Organism: Necator americanus (New World hookworm)
Lineage: Eukaryota; Metazoa; Nematoda; Chromadorea; Rhabditida; Ancylostomatidae
Exons: 27
Coding region: 1-3399 (1132 amino acids)
Biological process (GO): negative regulation of cell migration; signal transduction
Cellular component (GO): cytoplasm
Source: RefSeq, a predicted model, not a curated record
AUGCGCGCAAGCAUGGCGUCAACGAAUGACACGAAGAAACUGUCAAGCGCAAAACAGGAGAAGGCCAUUAUGCACGACUUCGAAAUGCAUGUCAAAGAGAUUCGUGCCCAGUUAAACGAACAGAUUCGAUGUAUAGGCGAGCGGACAGAGACGCAGAUAGCGGUUCUUCAGGAAGUGGACGAUUUCUUUCGAAAGCGUGGCGAGGCCGAAGCAGAGUAUUCGCGACAGUUGGAAAAACUAGCAAAAGGCAUUAUGCAACGUCAUAAAGCUGAAAAGAACAGACGUGAUAGUUGGACGCAACAUGCAGCAUGCUCUGCUUGGCAACAACUGGUCGACGAUACUAAAAGCGAGGCUCAACAAAGACAGGCACUCGCCGAAUUGUACAGUAAACAUAUCACAGCGAGUAUAAGCUCAAGAUGUGAGGAUUUGGGCAAGAUCAGCAAAAGGUGCCGGGAAAUUGGUGCACUUUCCCACAGCGAAAUUAAUCGGGUUCUUACAGAAUUGCACACGGCAAUGAAGACUUACCAGCUCUGCUAUUCCGAAAUGGCUGCCGUGGAAAGGAAACUAAGAAUAGCUGAAGAGGAGAAACGACGAUACGAAGAAGCGAAUCCGGGAAAGGCAGAAGGAACUCGGAAAUAUCGUAAUUUAUGCAAAUACUUGAAAAAGAGAGAAGAUAAAUAUGAAGCGGUGCAUUCGAAAUGUACAAAAGCGAGAAACGAGUAUCUCAUGUGUGUACGAGCAGCAAAUGCAGCACUUCACAGGUUCUUCGCUGAAGAUCUCAGUUAUCUUAUUGACUGCACAGAUCUAGGCAUGGAUUAUUGGACGAGAGCACUAUUAGGACAAGUAGUUGAAGUUCGAAAACGCCUUACACAACGAGAAAUGGACAGUUUGGCUGAGCUUGGAACACUAAGAUCGGCAAUCGAUGCGAAAGCGGACAAACAACGCUUUUUCGAAGCUCAUCAUGCUACAUUCAUGUUACCGAAACAAUUCGAAUUCAGGCCGCAACUGGGUGACUGCAUAUGUACCGUAUCUGCUGAAAAAGGGAUUGCUGGUGAAUUAGCGCAACGACAGAAACAGAUCGAGAAACGUCUCGAGGGAUUGCGAUUUGAGAGCGAUGAGGUCUGGAAAAGCCUGGAAGCGUCCGACCGCCAACUUCUCCAAAUGUAUAAUAGCGACUUCAGAGAGAAGGAAGAGCCAGGCAAAUGGCGUCAGGAUAUUGUGGUUACUUAUCAGUAUUACCUCAAGAAAUUUGAAUAUUUCUUACUAAAUGGUAAUCUUAUUGAACGAUUGGAAGCAAGAAGUAAAGCGAUCACUGAAGCAUUGUCGAGAGCUUCAGGAGCUUCAGCAAAUAACAGCCUGAUAAUGGGAACGGAGGAAAGAACUCGGCGACGACCGAAAAGAAUAGGCGUCGCCGGCACGGAUGAUUCGAAACCGCGUCCAAAAUUGUUCGGAGGAAGCCUUGAUGAAUAUGUGGAGGCAACCGGUGAACCUAUUCCGUUGGUUGUCGUAUCGGCAAUCGGAUACUUGUCCAGAUACUCUUUGAGGAAUCAAGGCCUAUUCCGAGUUAGCGGCUCACAAUCGGAAAUCAAUAGGUUCAAGGAGGCGUAUGAGAGGGGAGAUGAUGCAUUCGCUGAUCUAACAGAUGGUAGUGAGUCGAACUCAGUAGCUGGAGUACUAAAGUUGUACCUAAGAGAGCUACGCGAACCGUUGUUCCCAAUAUUUCUUUUCGAUCAAUUCACAGAUUGUGCUAAAGCAGAUUCUACACAGGAAUUUGUGAGAAAGGCUCGAGAAUUGAUUGAGAAGUUACCAGUUUCGCAUAUUCUUUUGCUACGUUUCCUCUUUGCUUUCCUAUCACAUCUAUGUGAAUUCGCUGACGAAAAUAUGAUGGAACCGCAUAAUAUGGCUAUAUGUUUUGGCCCAACAUUAUUACCGAUUCCGGAAGGCAAAGAUCAGGUUUUCUAUCACAAUUUUGUAAACGAACUAGUGAGGAAUCUGAUUUUGAACGUCAAUGAUGUGUUCCCACAUGAUCUUCCUGGUCCGGCGUAUGAUAAAUAUGCGGCUGUAGCAGACGAUGUGGAUCACAUGGGUUACAUGGACGAUGUUGAUGGCAUCUCUGACGAUGAGGAUUGUCUCCGAAAUGGUAUAGGCGGUGGAAUGUCAGCCGACUCUGCACUCGUCGAAUCCACUUACGAUAUGUCAACAUCCACGGAUAUAGUGAAAGACACUACCUCAUCAACGAUCCAAAGAGCACCGACACCUGAAGAAACAAUGAGCCAACCGCCAAGUGUGUCCUCAAGGUCAUCAAAUCGAUCGAAUCUGAAUCUGGAGGCGUACUUGAGGCGAAUGUCCGAAGAUGUUUCGCCAGCGCUGAGAACUGAAAUGCCACAUUUGAUCGCAAAUGAAGCUGCGGCGAAGUUUGCUGCGAGAGAACGAGCGGCAACUGCGCCUAAAUUAAACUCUAGGCAAACCCCGAUUUGGGAACAAGAACGACCGUCCUCACAUGGUUCCCAUUCCUCAACAGGUCAUUCGUAUGCAUCCUACUCAUCUCAACAAUCCACGUCCAGCGUUCAAUCGCAAACAGUGAACACUUCGACAAGUACGGUACAUGGAAGUAACAAUACAGUUACUGGCGUACGAUUGCCUACGAUGACCUCGUUACGGGACCAACUUCAUCAUUUCCGAAAAGAACUGAAUAGUGGAAGAGAGGACACAUCGAGGGUGUACCCGAUGUCUGAGGGAUUAUCGGGAUUUCCACGACGAGUGGGCCAACACAGUGAUGGUACGGUGCUUGAUGCACGAGGAGGUAGCGAGGCGCCUAGACAACUGGACAGGUGCUUAAAUGAUGUCCGAUCGGGAAUUGGUGAACGAGGCAGUGAGCCAGCGUUGAUGAAGACUGAUCAACCAGAUGUGGUCGCAUCCGCUCGACAUUCCGUACGAGCACAAAGUGAGCUGCACAAAUUACGCGAUCGUGAGAACUCGUCACCACCAUUGGAAGAACUGGCAGCAGCAGCGUUAAAAGCAGAAAAAUCGGGAGGUUCACAGAAAAAGGGAAUACACGGAAAGGAGUUUCAAGGUCCUAUGAUGUGUUCUGUUCUUCGGCUGGGAGUAGCCGGUGCUACUGGAAUAUUGAAACAAACGUCAUGUUCUGCAACACAAGCAUAUUCGAACACGAUACAGAAACGUCCUACAGGACCUCCCGUAGAACCAAUGGUGGCAGCAUGUUGUGGACAAGGUUGUGUGAACUGUGUAUGGUUGGAGUAUGCGAAUGAUCUUAUUGACUAUUACAGUGGUCAACGAAUCGAAGAAACAAUAAAAGAGCUUGAGAAGAAAGUACCGGACGCGAACGUCCGAGCCUACGUGUUAAGCGAACUUCGCCUGAAAAUGAGAAGAUUUCACUAA